UCAUCCUCAUCCUCAUCCUCCUCCGUUUUCUCUGUCAUCUAGACAACGUGUCUCUUCGGGAGAGGCGAUCCAUCAAAAGAAUAAUGCUCCCGUCUUUUUUAACCUGAAGGGGGGGAUUUUUUUUUAAAUCGUCAUCUCCAUCCUGGAGGGAAUGAAUGGGGAGGUGAUGGAGGGCAACGCUGCGCCGGAGGAGCAGCAGCAGCAGCGUGCCGGCAACGGCUCCCACCUUCCUCCCCCUCCCACCAUCUCCCCGGCCAUCCCGCCCUACGUGAAGCUGGGCCUGACGGUGGUCUACACCGUCUUCUACUCGCUGCUCUUCGCCUUCGUGUACGCCCAGCUCUGGCUGGUGCUGAGGUACCGCCACAAGCGCUUCAGCUACCAGACGGCCUUCCUCUUCCUGUGUCUGCUGUGGGCUGCCCUGCGCGCCCUCCUCUUCUCCUUCUACUUCAGGGACUGCGUGACCGCCAACACGCUGGGGCCCUUCUCCUUCUGGCUGCUCUACUGCUUCCCCGUCUGCCUCCAGUUCUUCACGCUGAGCCUGAUGAACCUCUACUGCGCGCAGGUUUACUUUAAGGCAAAAUCCAAGCACACACCUGCUCUGCUGAAGUACAGGCUGCCGCUCUACCUGGUCUUCCUGGGCGUCAGCCUGACCUUCCUGCUGGUCAACCUGGUGUGCGCCCUGCUGGUCAGGAUCUCGGCGGCGGACGUCAAGACGGUGGUCCUGGUGAGGGUGGCCAUCAACGACAGCCUGUUCGUCCUCUGCGCCGUCUCUCUGUCCGUCUGCCUGUACAAAGUGGCCAAGAUGUCGCUGUCCAGCAUCUACUUGGAGUCAAAGGGAACGUCGGUGUGCCAGGUGACCCUGAUCGGCGUCAUGGUGGUGCUGCUCUACGCCUCGCGGGCCUGUUACAAUCUGGUGGUGCUGGCACUGACCAACAUCGAGACCAUCAACUCCUUCGACUACGACUGGUACAACGUCUCAGACCAGGCUGACCUGCGCUCCUCGCUGGGAGACGCCGGCUACGUGGUGUUCGGGGUGAUCCUGUUCGUCUGGGAGCUGCUGCCCACCUCUCUUGUGGUCUUCUUCUUCAGGGUCCGACGGCCGCCUCAGGACAGGAGCACGGCUGGGAUCCCGAACCACGUUCUCUCCUCCAGAGGGUAUUUCUUUGACAACCCUCGCCGCUACGACAGCGAUGACGACCUGGCGUGGAGCAUUCCUCCCCAGAACGCGUCAGCCAGCCUCUCCUCCGACUGCUACGACUGGGGCAGCCGCCACAGCAGCUUCACCGUGCACAGCGUCAGCGACGAGCAGCGGCUGACGGCCGGCGCCGGGGAGCUGCACCCUUACCCAUGAGGGCCCCCCCCCUGCACAGCCCCACUCUGCACUUUGACACUCAGCAUUUAUUGUGUGUUGUUUUUUUACAUUGGACCAUUGUAGAGUGAAUAGUUUAGCUUAAAAGAGGUCCUAUACAUUUUUCGAAAGGACCCAGUUUCCUGGAGUUUUCUGGUUUGGAGAGCACAGUAGCACUUAAGUCCCGAAUCAACAGGGUUUCUCAGCGGGAAAUUCAACGUCCAGACCCGAAAGUGUCAUUUUUGGCUAAAGCAAGAACAAAAAUCGUGGUUAAUCAGUUCGCGUGAACUAAUCUGAAAUAUAAAGAGCGUCCCCAGUUUUUUUACUUUUGGACCAAAGAUCAGAGGGACGUUCGCUGAUCCUUUUUACUUAAAACAGAUUCUGCCGUGAUGUCAUCGUGAAAUGAUCGUGGAAUACUGUUAAUAAUUUUACAAAAAGGGGCACCCGAAUCCAAACAAUUGGACCCUCAGCAGGCUAAAGCUGGAGAGGAACCCCAAUUCAGAGAACAUCUAUGCUUUCUACUGCACAUGUAACAGAUGUUUGAAUGAAAACUUAUUUUAGGGGACUUUCAAUCCAGUAAUGACAGGAUUUAAACUUAAUUUAUUAGCUACUUUCAAGCAUUUCCUUAUUCAGCUUAGAGUGAAUUGGGGAAUGACUUGGUGACUUGGUGUAGAUAGCUAAACGGCAAGAUUAUCCAUCCAUCCAGACAAAGAGUGAGAGGCCACACACACAUUCACUCCAUUCAGAGCAAUUUAGGGUCCCCAUUUGACCCAACGUGCAGGUUUUUGGGCUGUGGCAGGAAGCCAGAGUACCCAGAGAGAACCCUGGCUCGGGUUGAAAACCCUAACUCCACACAGAAAUGUCCCAGGAACCAGGAACUAACCACAACACCACCGUUUUAUAGUUCCUAGAUGAUAGUUCCUGUUUUUUUAUCUGUGCAGCACAUAAAGGAAGUGGAAUGUAACUGAACCCAAACCGUUGAGAAGGAUGGCAGCCCUCCGUUCACACUCUAUUUAUCCUCAUAUUAAGCGGGAAAGAAACCACCGGGGACUCGCAUGAAGCACUUUGUAAACCAGCUUAAAGCUGAACUUUUCCAUCUGGAUCAGAAAUGUGUCUAACUUGAAAAGAAUAGAACAUGAUCAACUGAGUGAAAGGCUGGGUACACAGAGAUCCACAGACAGAUGUAAUGUAUUUUUGGGGAGACGGUGAUGUUUUGCGAUGGGAAAUCUUUAUACGACUGGAAGUGCAUCAAGACAUGAAAAAAAAUGAAGUCAGAACAAGUUGCGAAGUUCGUUUUUGUAAGAAACGUGUCAUUUACGGUGCCAAAUAGUCCCUAAGGCGAUUUCUGUUGGGCCAUUUUUUUGUCACCCCACGUGAGAGCACAUGUGUCCGUAAGCUGUAAAUACAUUCACCUCCAGCUAUGCUGAAAACCUGGAAUUGUAAAUACAUCCGAAAUCACUCGUUCACAGAACAGAUCAACUCAAAUACGGAUUGAUCCAACGGCAGAGGUCGUCCCAACGAUUCAAAACAAACAUGUUUGAACAUUUCUGAAAGAAGCUCGGACUCUAUAUUUCUAUAACGGGUUUUGUAAGGUCGGAUGUACAGAGGUGUACUUGGUCGAUGAGCUUCUCGUGUGUUUUUGUGGCGUGUUGAGCAUAUGCAACAAUAAAACAAAGUUCCAG
This is a messenger RNA of Menidia menidia (Atlantic silverside), 3030 nucleotides long. The record is from the annotation of a GenBank genome assembly. Lineage: Eukaryota; Metazoa; Chordata; Actinopteri; Atheriniformes; Atherinopsidae.